AACUCUGCAUUCAGAAUAUACUUUUCGCCAUCCUCGGCCCGUGACAUGCUUUGAGAUUUCAUGCUUCGAAACAAACGCCCCUUUCAUAGCCAUAGUAUAACGGAGAGCUUUGUAUGGUUAAAAUAAGUAAGAAUUGUUCCCGGGAGAAUGUAAAUAAGAAAUACUAAUUAGAUGCAAAAAAAAAACUCUCAGCUGCCUCUUGGGUGUGAUAUUCAUUUCCAAAAACACUUUUUAGAAUAUUCAUUAGGCCUAUACGAGAACCGCUUGCUCACGUUGUCAAGUGAAACAUCAAACCUUAUCCUGUCUGUAUUUAUAUGAAAGUCAUCUGAAGGACGGCCCCUAGCUUUCCGUUUCUAAUGCACCAGUCCUGACCCCUUCAUCUGCGCCAUUUUAUAUUAUUGUAGCCUUCAUGGAUAAAGUGAUGGCGUGGGACAGAUCGGUUUAGGCUGACUGGACUGAGAAUAACAGAUGUACUUUGUAAAAUUAUUGUGUUCUUUUAAGUUAUCUUUGUCAGAGGAAAUAACGAACUAACUGAUCAAUCCUAAAAGGUUUUCCAUUUAUUAUUAUUAUUAUUAGUAGUAGUAGUAGUAUCUUUAUAUUAUUAUUAUUACUAUUAUCAUCUAUGAUAAUAACAAUUAUUAUUAUUAUCAUUGUUAUUGUUAUUGUUGUUGUUAUUAUUAGCGGUCUCCCCAUGUGAAAUUUCCCUUUUGUGGAUUGUGCGCUGGGGAGAUUGGAUGUGUAUCCAUGCCCCGUCCUGACCUAGCACCCCACCCCCCGUAUCACAGACAGACCGGCACACAGCCGCGCGCAUCCCCUUCGCUCGCGAUGGCAGAGGAGUCGCACGCAAACGGGGGCGGAACGGGUCGGUCCAAAGACGCGAACCUGAGCUCCUCGCUAGAACUGGGCACGUCCCUUGACCAGAGUGUGCAAACCCGAAUAUUUAAAAUUAUAGUAAUCGGGGACUCUAAUGUGGGGAAAACGUGUCUAACCUUUCGCUUCACCGGAGGAAGCUUCCCGGGGAAAACAGAGGCGACGAUCGGCGUGGAUUUCAGGGAAAAAGCCGUGGAAAUAGAGGGUGAAAAAAUUAAGGUGCAAGUGUGGGACACGGCUGGCCAGGAGCGCUUCCGCAAGAGCAUGGUGGAGCACUACUACCGCAAUGUGCACGCCGUGGUCUUUGUUUACGACGUGACCAAGAUGUCCUCCUUCCAGAACCUGAAGACCUGGAUACAGGAGUGCAACGGGCACCGUGUCUCGCCCUCCGUACCCAGGGUCCUGGUGGGCAACAAGUGCGACCUGCUCGACCAGAUCCAGGUGCCCUCCAACGUGGCUCUCAAGUUCGCCGAUUCCCAGAACAUGCUGCUCUUCGAGACAUCCGCAAAGGACCCCAAGGAGAGUCAGAACGUGGACUCCAUCUUCAUGUGUCUGGCUUGUCGACUUAAGGCCCAGAAGUCCCUCCUCUACAGGGAUGUGGAGAGAGAGGAGGGCAGAUUAAAGCUCUCCCAGGAACCCAACCCCAGAAACGCCUGCCCGUGCUGAGGGGACCCCACAGUCCGUCUUCUCUUGGUCGAGAACGGAAGAAUCUCGUGUACUGCGAAAGACGUGAAGAAACAAAUUAGCAUAAAGAUCUCCUUCAAAAGAACGUGCCUGUGACUAGUCCUCCUUCUCUGUGUGAUGACUUCUAACUCGCCUGUCUCCUUGGCCCCCCUCUGUCCUGCUCUCAAUCUGUCACUCUCCUUUUGGCCGUUUAACUUCUGCUGUUAAUCUCCUCCUGCCCUAGCAACCAACGUAUGAUAGUACUGCCUCUUCUUCUGUUUAUGGCCUUCAGACGAAAAAAAGACACUGACUACCUGCUGUCUUCGAGGACUGAGAAGUUGACUGUAUUAUUGAUAGGACAACUGCACUGAAUUCAGUAUGGCCAUCUCGCUGCCAAAUGUAUUGCCUGUGAUUUUUUCUUUUAAUUUAAAAAACUAAAUGAAAAAUGAUUGCAGUCACAACAAAAUAUCAGCCCAGACUCCCAGGAGUGAAACUGUGCUGCAGGGGUAUAGAACAAUAUUUCAGCAGUACAAGAAUAUCGUGUACCUGUGAAAACUCACCAUCACAGCUAAUAUUCUGAUCCAGCCUUCUGUGGAAGGGGGAGCAAUUUAGGGAUGUCAACAGUGCAAUGUAGCUGGCUGCCAAAUAUAUGACUUUUAGGGAGAUAUUACUUCUGUAAGUAUGGUUUGGUUAUUACACAUUUCAGCUAUGUAGUAACCAGUGUUACACUGUAUCUCAGGGCUGCCCAAUACCCCUCCUGAAGAUCUCCCACCUUGCAGAGCUUAGAUACAGCCCUAAUUUAACACACCUGAUACAGAUAAUGAGACCCUUCGGGUGCAGCUCAGUAUUAGAGUCAGUUAUAUUGAAGCUAAGCUGGCUGUAAUACUGAGACAUUACUGAAGGGCCUGAUUAUCCGUAUCAGGUGUGUUAAAUUAGGGCUGUGCCUGAACUCUGCGGGGUGGUACAUCUCCAGGAGGAGAAUCGGGUGGCCCUGCUCUUGCCAUGAUACUGCUGAAUUAGUAGGUGAAGCUCCACAGCAAACCGAAGGGAACAACCCAGGAUGGAGCGCCAACCCAUUGCAGGGCACACUCACACACCAUUCACUCUCACACACCAUUCACUCUCACACACCAUUCAGUCUCACAGAUCAUUCACUCACAGACCAUUGACUCACAGACAAUUCACUCACACACCAUUCAGUCUCACACACCAUUCACUCACACACCAUUCAGUCUCACAGAUCAUUCACUCACAGACAAUUCACUCACACACCAUUCAGUCUCACAGAUCAUUCACUCACAGACCAUUCACUCUCACUCAUCAUUUACUCACACAUCAUUCGCUCACUCACCAUUCUCACCUAAGGGCAAUUUAGUAACUCCAGAUAACCUCAGCAUGUUUUUGGACUGUGGGGGGAAACCGGAGUACCUGGAGGAAACCCCACGACGCCACAGGGAGAACAUGCAGACUCCACACACAUGGUGUCAUACCAGAGGCUCGAACCCUGGUCCCAGAAAUGUGAGGCGACAGUGCUGCCCUGUCUUCUUUCAGUCAUGCUAAAUUAGUGCUGAAAAAGUUAUACGUUUUUUUUAUUACUUUAAAGCUCCUCCGUUGUGUGUUGAUCUCUGUUGUUUUCAUAAUCAGCUUUUCUGUAGCCAAAACUGACUGACGACUGAAAAUAGAGCCAAGUGCCUGAAUGCCUCGCCUUUCCGGAGAGUUUCAGCGUUAAUUUUAACAUCCGGUUCCGCGUCAGCGUGUCAUUAGCACAGCCUGCUUGUUCCGCACGUGGCUGCUCAGACUGUGACAUCACUCAGGUUGGAGGAGGUCCGGAAGUGCGGAAACGUGUUCUGUCCUGACACAGGAAGUCUGACCUGUACUGUAACUGACUCAGAAUCAGAGAGACCUGUCAGCUGAAUCAGCCUUUGCAGCAUCACAAGCAAUAACACACAUCAAGCAUAAACCUCCAUUCAUCCAUCUACCGACUGCCUAUCCUGGACUGGCUUGUAGAAAAGAGAGAGUUCUUCUACAGUGUUUCCCAAGGGGGGCGGCGUGAGUUUUCAGUCUGCAGGGGCCAAGCUACGCCUGACUUUAGGGAUACAGUAAUCGCUUAUUUAUGCCAGUAACUGCCGUAGCCUCCUAGCAUGUCUGUGCCUUUAGGUAACAAUCCCCAUUCUGCUUCUGACCAAAGCACUGGCUGGUUUUUAGGUUCUACCUUAAAUUACUAACGACAUCAGUAUUAAGGGAUCGGUUCUUAGGUGAGGUGUGUAAGUACUAUGGGUUGAUGAAUAUAUAUGUGUUUAUCAUUAUACUGUGACUGCAGGCCGUGGGGGUUUUGCUCGUCUUUACAUUUUUGAGGGGUUCCGCCCUUCCUCAGAAGCACUCAUCUUCGGCACCAUGCCCACUGUCAGCUGUCCAUCUCCUUUGGUACAGGAAUGAUAUGACUGCAUUUGCCUUGUUUAGGUGGUUCAGUCAACCAGCCCAGUGACCUGAAACACACUCAUCUCAUUUGAUUAAUCUUCCAGUAAUGCCCUUAGAUGUACUUGAAUUACAUCCAAUAGUGUGCUAGUCUCUAAUGACUCACGUUUCACAAUUCUGUUACUGACAGUAUUUACUGUGCUGUUUGGUGCAGCUGUGAUGUCUGACCUUGUGAAACAAUCUGAUGGCAAAUGGAUGGUUUGGGUUUCAGUAAAUUUGCAUCGACUUUGGACAAGCUGACAUUGACCAUCAUUAUCAUUGAGACUGAUAUUCGAGUGUUGCUGCAUAUCUGCUGCUAGCGUUUUAGGUAACUAGGACUGUGUCAGGCAACAGUGGUUGGACAUUCUCCCUGUGACAUUUGGGUUUCUUCCCACUGCUCCAGUUUCCUCCUGCAGUUGAAAGAAAUAGUUAAGCUAAUUGGCAUCUUUACAUUUAUAUAUAAUGUGUGUGUGUGUGUGUGUUUGUGGAUUAGCUUAAUGUUACAUUGUGGGGACCAAAUGUGACCACAUUGUGAUAAAAAUCUGUGCUUUUGACAUUGUGGAGACCAUUUUUCAGGUCCCCACAAAGAUCUGAAUGUAAUCAAAAAACUAAAAAUGCCACAAAUCAUUUUUUGAUUGGUUACGGUUGGUUAUUGUUAAGGUUAGGUCUGGGUAGGGGUUAAAGAUGUCAUAGUUAGCAUUAGCAUUUUCCCCCACAAAGAUAUGAUUACAGGUAUCUGUGUGUGUGUGUGUGUGUGUUGUUGCCCUGAAGCAGACUGGCAUCCCAUCCAUAGUGCACUCCUACCUUUCUGCUAGGGACAGGCUCCAUGGUCCUGUGAACCUGGCCAGGUUAAGUGGUUCGAAGUUGGAUGGAGAUUCCUGCAUGAUGCCUGAGAACAGGCAGCCAUGCUGGUUACUUGGUGGAUGAUGAAGGUCUUUGUGUGGUUUUCAGAAAGAUUUUCUGUAAAUGAUAUAUCCUCGGUAAAAAAAAAAAGGCUUUAUUUGUGGUGGCAUAAGGCAUCUCAACGUUAGCUGUUCAUUAAGUGUGAGCCAUUGGUUUGAGCUGUUUAAACGUGACACGUAUAUUCUGGUACAGUAUUAAACCAGUAGAUCGGAAAUCUUGUAAAAACCUACACGCAAAUCAAAUCAGAACAUUCCUGUCCAGUGUUCUCAUCCUGUUUGGAAAUCCAUAAAGGUGCUGGAUUUGAUACAGGUCGCCCCUUGCAUACUGAGGCUUUUACACCCAGACUAAUUUCAUGCUUUAACGGGACAAUUGUUAAACACUCAUGAGUAACAGAAAUUGUAUGCUUUGAAAAUAAAGCAAAUAAACUGUGCCACUGUGGA
Molecule: messenger RNA, 5330 nt
Organism: Paramormyrops kingsleyae
Lineage: Eukaryota; Metazoa; Chordata; Actinopteri; Osteoglossiformes; Mormyridae
Gene: rab33a
Product: RAB33A, member RAS oncogene family
Biological process (GO): Rab protein signal transduction
Molecular function (GO): GTP binding; GTPase activity
Source: RefSeq, a predicted model, not a curated record